Messenger RNA from Electrophorus electricus (electric eel), 4121 nucleotides. NCBI's taxonomy places the organism in Eukaryota, Metazoa, Chordata, Actinopteri, Gymnotiformes, Gymnotidae. The record is from RefSeq and is a predicted model, not a curated record.
AUGUCCCAGAAAUUCCCCAUUUUCUGUGGCGAGUGCAUGUUGGAGAACAAUUUGAAUUAUAAACAAAAGACCAAAGGACUUAGUCCCUCUGAAUCAGUUGAGUUUCUAGUUGCUAUCUCCCCUCAAAACACGCUGGUGAGAGAGCUUCAGGCAGCUGUCUUGUUUUCCGUUGGUAAGUUGGAUGAAAGUGCUGAGGCUUUUUCUCUGGCUCUGCAGUUGUCAGAACCACAGAGUGAUACAGAGGCAAACAUAGACCUGGCCACACAGGGAAUAACACUGGAGAGGAGAGCUAGUUUGCUAGUGGGGAGGGCAGCUGCCCAUUUUUCUGCUGCUGGACGAGCAGGUGAAGCUUGCCGAGACCUCGGUGAAGGCUUCGCCACUCACCCAGCCACGGCCAGGCAGCAGUUCCAGAAGCUGUUUGCUGAAAACGGCACAGAUGUAAUGGCCCGCAUCCAGCUGCGGCAGCAGGCAGAGAGAGGCCUGUCCAGCUUCAAGGAGGCGGUUCUUGUCCGGCAGGACUUGCGCUCCAGCGAGGGUGUGGAGCUACUGGACCCAGCCAUCGCACAGCUGCGUGCUCUCUGCCACCUGGAGCCCGACGGAGGCGGGCGGGAGCUGCGUGUACGCCUGGCUGACUGCCUGCUGCUCCGUGGCGAAUUCCGCGAGGCCCUCUCCAUCAGCAGCCAGCUCGCCACUGCCCCCGCCCAGCAGAGCUACCAGAACACGGUGCAGGUGCUGCGCGGCUUUGCCCGUCUCUUCUCCGAGGACCGCGGUGGAGCUCUGGAGGACUUCCAGGCCGUGAUUGAGCACAGUGUUCCUCACCCCCCAGCCUGUGUGAGAGCACUCUGUGGCAGGGGCCUGGUGCGGAUGAUGGAUGGCUUGCACUACCUGACAGCUCUGGACUACGUCACAGCCAGCCGACUCCAGCAUCAGGACACAGCCCUUACCGUGAGGUGCCUGGUGCCGUGGAACUACCGCGGGUUGCUAUGCACAAUACUGCUGGAGCAGGGGAGGGUCAUGCUGGAAGACGUCAGAGAGCAGAGUAUAAGUAAAGAUGCAGGUACUGUUCAGGACCAUCAGCUGACCAACCAGUUCCUGUCCGCACAGAGAAGAGAGGUGUGCAAUAUCAACAAAGAAGGAUUGGCUGCAGGUGUGCAUGCCCUCGCCCUUGUUCUAAUGGAGCUGCAGCCGGGUACAGAUGCAGCCCAGAUCCUGGCAGCAGAUGCUCUGUACCAGCUGGACCGCAUUGAAGAGGCAUACCGUCUCCUCCUCUGCAUGGAGCACACAUCCCUGCACCCCCCAGUCCUCGCCCGCCUGGCCCUGCUCCAGCUGCACCGUAGCUUCCUGUACGACUCCAACCAGCUGCUAAAGAAGCUAAUCCAUUGUGGGGACACUAGCUGCCUUCGAUCUCUGUUCUGUGUAGCAACUCCAAAGGACAAGGCAUUACUUGAGACACACUGUCACAGUGCAUCAAAACGCAUUUUACAAAGCCAACAAGAGGAAAGUGCCAUCAGAGAGGCUGUGGCCUAUCUGUCUAUUGCCAUAAUGGCUUCAGGUGGUCAAGCAAUAGACUCAUUGCUGGAGAGAGCAAGGUGCUAUGCUCUACUGGGCCAAAGGAAGACUGCUAUUUUUGACUUUACCGCUAUCCUUAAGAAGCACCCAGACCACGUGCAAGCUUUGAGUGGCAGAGGGCUCACCUAUCUCAUGUUAAACCAGCAGAAGGAAUCCACUCAAGACUUGGUGGCAGCUUUACAGGUUGAUGCAGAAGAAGUAACUCUUAGUAUUUUGUCCCUGGAGGACAAGGCCAGGAAACUUGUCUGCGAAUGGCUACAGCAACACUGCCGUGCCACACUUUCCACUCUCCUGUCAACUGACCCAGCGCCCUGCCGGGAAGAGGGUCUACGGGAAGCUUUCCUGACUGGUGGAACACUCCUGAAAAUUGACUGCAGGGACCCAAGGUGGCACCUUCUCUACGUAGACACACUGCUGGCACGAGGGGAGGUGAAGGCAGCAGGAGCACACCUGCGGCAGCUCUUUGGGCAGGACCCUCGCAAUGUUGCAGCCAAGGCCCGGUGGGGAGUGGUGGAGAGCUGGCAGCAGAACUACACUGUGGCAGCCAAAUGCCUAAGUGGAGUAUCUGAGAAAGAGCCCUCAGUGCUAGACUUUCUGCUGACCCUCAUUAAGCCUCUGCAAAGGAGCCGCCUUGCACAGGUAGCAUUUCAGGAGGCCACCAGCAUCUGUGAGUGCGGUCAGUGGGAGCGUGCCCUAGCCCUGCUGACAGUAGCUGUGCGAGCCGGGGGCAGUGCCAAGCCCAGGCACCUGCGCCAACGGGUGGUGUGCCUAGCUCACCUGGGCCUCCAUGAACGGGCCGUGUCAGACAUGGACCAGGUCAUGUGUUCCCACCAGACAGGUGAAGGCAGUGGUGAGGAGUCCAGGGUGUGGGUGGAGGACCUGUGCAGGAGGGGCCACAGCCUGCUGCUGUGCUCUCGGGAUGAGUCUGCCCUGCAUGACUUCUCUCAAGCCUUAGAGCUGGAUCUGGACCGGGCACUAUGGUGCGUGGACGCUGGCCCAGGCAGGUCCCGCCUAGCCCAAGCCUUCCUGCAUCUCGCCCUGCAGCACUAUGGAGAGCAGCAGCUGGACAAGGCAUGGCACCUGACAGAGAGCGGCCUAAGGGUGGACAGUAGCAACACAGAGCUGCGCCGGCUCAAGGCCAGAAUAAAGCGAGAGGGCUCUGGUUCAUGUUUUGUACACUAAAAAGCUAGAUUGAGAUGUGGAUACAGUUUAUCAGUGAGGUAGCUUACAAGCAAUGGAAAUGCAUGUGUAUUAGGUGUGUGCAGCUGAGAGUCUUUAAAGUCUUUAUCUCUACUACUUUGGCCUUGUUUGAGUACAUGGAAAUAUAAAUAAAUAGUGCUAUCAUGUAAUAACAAAGAAAUCUCAUCUGAGAGGUCCUCAUUUAUACUAUGUCCACAUGAAACCACAAACCUUGAACUAUUCAGUGACCAAACAGUAGACUGGCUGUAUGGGUUUUGUGCUGUUUAGAAAUGUCAGAAACAAUUGUUGAUCGUUGGUCCAUCAAUGAAGGAGGGGCCACUUUUGGAAAAUAGAUUUAAUAGAUUUCCAACUUUUGGAAAAUAGAUUUAAGCCCCUUUCUGCUGCAUGUUUGUUUUGAUGGCUCCAACUGUCUGGAUGGGAAAAAAAAAACGCUUAUAGUAGGUUUAAAUGUAUUCACAUGUUAUUAAUCUGUAUACACAUUGACUAUUCUAAACAACGGAUUCAAAUUCUGGCUUUAAACCCAUUGAUUUCAUUUUUUCAUUACAAGAGCACGGUGAUACUUGACGCCUUGCGCGUCAAUUACAGCUUUUACCACAAGAUGGCAUUAUAGUAUCAACAUUUAAUAUAAAUUUGAAAGUUAAACGGGAUUUGUUUAAGUUUUUGAAUUGGCGAAUUGCAUAUAUUAUCUUUAUAAAUUACCCUUAACGAGUAGUAGUAAGAUGCGUAGACGUUCAAAUUCAGACUGAGGUAUUCUCAGCGCUGUUCAUCACAGUGUCUACGUGCUGUGAAUACCUGCAACCCUCGCGCUUCUGGACGACAGAGGGUGUAGCGCAGCGUGGAUGUUGCGUUUGUUGUUGGAGCAACUGAAACUAAACUAUUCGUAGCAUUAUUUUAUAAUUCAUAGUAAGGUGUAUGUGUAAUACUAGGAAAAUGCCAUUGCAUGCUAUAACGUUAUUGUUUAUGCUAAAUGGAAUUAGUUCAUCGUCCUAUCUCGGAGGUCUGCAGCCAUUCUUGUGAGUAAUGACGUGAGGACCCUUGGUUAGUGUUUGGUUUGCGUGUGUGCAUCUCUUGAACAAGACACUGUACUUGUUCAUAUGCUGUACAUUGCGGUUAGAGUUUAAAAACUUUGGAUGGGACAUAUGUGAUGGUAAUUUGUCUUUGAUCAAUUUUUAAUUUUAAUUAAAACUUUUUCAUGUUUAGUCACAUGAAAAGGUUCAUCUAUAGCAUUUUUUACUUUGGUUUAUAAAGAUCUUACAUCUUAGAGUCAAAAAUGAUUUCAAUGCUUUUGAUAUUGCAUUGUGGUAUUCAUAGUGACCUAAGAUAUUUUUCAUUGCGAGUUAUACUGUGUAUGA